Carya illinoinensis is the source of this 456-nucleotide messenger RNA. Its product is annotated as disease resistance protein At4g27190-like. The transcript has a single exon. NCBI's taxonomy places the organism in Eukaryota, Viridiplantae, Streptophyta, Magnoliopsida, Fagales, Juglandaceae. The coding region runs from base 1 to 456 and encodes 151 amino acids. The record is from RefSeq and is a predicted model, not a curated record. Gene Ontology annotation, molecular function: ADP binding.
AUGGAUUACGUGGCCUUGGAGUCGAGAAUGUCAGUUGCCAAGGGAAUUAUGGAGGCAUUAGGAGAUGCUAAAAUCAACGAGAUCGGUGUUGGAAAAAGUACAUUGAUGAGAGAAGUUGUCAGGAAAGUCAAGGAGGAUAAGUUAUAUGAUGUGGUGGCUAUGGCAAUCGUGUUGGAGAGCCCAAAUGUAAGGCGAAUUCAAAGAGAGAUUGCGGACACACUAGGUCUAAAGCUUGAUCAUGAUCAGACUGAAAAAGGGAGAGCAAGUCAUCUACAAUGGAGCCUAUCGAACGACAAGGAGAAGAAGAUACUUGUUAUCCUGGAUGAUAUAUGGAAGCAACUUGAUUUGGUGGAAAUACGAAUUACUCCUUCCGAAAGAUGCAAAAUAGUACUGACAUCUAGAAAUAGAGAUGUAUUAAAUUGCAGAAUGGGCACCCAAAAGGAUUUUGCACUUUAG